This is a messenger RNA of Neocloeon triangulifer, 702 nucleotides long. RefSeq lists its product as uncharacterized. The coding region runs from base 241 to 654 and encodes 137 amino acids. NCBI's taxonomy places the organism in Eukaryota, Metazoa, Arthropoda, Insecta, Ephemeroptera, Baetidae. The record is from RefSeq and is a predicted model, not a curated record. The transcript has 6 exons.
UCAAUUCCUAUUUAUUUUUGGCACCGUCACCCUAUGUUUUUAACAAUCAAGAGGCGCCGCGUCGCUCUUCGUCGAUUCGCUCAGCUUGUUCGACUUUUUCGAAACAAACUCUGAGAGUUUCGCACCACUUCACAGCAAUUGUUCCGAAAAAAUUGUGUGCAUUUGCGGAGUCGGCCACUGUCUAUGACAAUUUAGAGCACCGAAGCUGGACCAGAGUUGAAAGUACCUAAAAAAAGAACAAUGCUUGGAUUGGACUGUUACAGAGGCGCCGUCUUCUUUUCGGCUUCAUUAAUGGUCUACUAUGUGUACUCUAUUUAUAAUUAUGGCUACCAAAUGAUCCUAAAUACUCACCUGCUUAGCGUUAUGAUUUUUGGACUGAUUUUGGAGGUCUUUUGCCUUGUAGGAGUCAUAUUCCAAUACUUUUUAUACAUGGGAGCAAAAAUGAAUGAUCCCAACAAUGUGACAAGAUGGUUGUAUUUUUCCAAGUUCGCAAACAUCCCCUAUUUCUGCUUCGUUUCAGUGGCGUUUGCUGUUCAUUUCCAAUGGAUAGCUCUUGUAAGGGAAGUUCUGUGCUUCAUUUUCUUGCUGCUAGGAAUCUUUUCGAUGAAUUCAUACUUGCCGAAGAUGACUCAUAACCCGGACACAAAUGUUUAAUAACGUGCAAUUUUUAAAAUUGAUUAAAAUUGAAAAUAAAAUACUAAA